AUGGAGAUGUUCGUAGCAAGCCAGGCAGGACCAGCUCAGGCAGCUCCAGUUGAUACCAGUGGGGGACAAGUUCCUACUCCCACGGUACAAGGGAUAGGUAGUAGUGCAGGGAGCGAUUUGUUGAGGAACUUCAUGGCGCUCCAUCCUCCAAAAUUUUAUGGGGGCAUUAAUGUUUCAGCGGCAGAGAACUGGAUCCUAUCCAUUAAGAAGCAUCUUCGGACGAUGGGAUGCACCAACGAUCAAAAGGAAGCCUUCAAUGAGCACUAUUUCCCCGACUGGGUCCGAGAGAGGAAGAUGUAUGAGUUCAUUGACUUGGUACAGGGAGUCUGCACUGUAGCACAGUAUGAGGCUGAGUUCACUUCGCUAGCCCAUUUUGCUCCGGUGGUGCAGCGGGCUCAUGCUAUUGAGGGGGACUUGGCAGAGUUGCACAAUGAUCAGACGUUGCAGAAAGUGAUGAGUUCAUCCCAGGGAUCUAGUAGCAGUGGUAAAAAGAGGAAGUGGGAGGCACGUCAAGCUAAGGGGAAGAUGACAGUUCCAUUAUGUCCCACUUGUGGUAAGAGACAUAGUGGCGUAUGUCGUAUGGGGAGCAACGUAUGUUAUCAGUGCGACCAACCCGGUCAUGUGCGUUCAGAGUGUCCUCAGCGCCUGGGAGCAGUUGUCAUUGCCCGAGAUGCUGAGAUUACAUGUUUUCGAUGCGGCCGAAAGGGACACCGAGUGGAGCAUUGCACAUUUUCGCCUCAGCCUGGGUUUGGUGGACAACAUUACGGUGGUCAAGGGCCGAGGCCUAAUCAGAGACCGCCUGUGCCUAGAGUUCAGGGAGGGGUAGCACAGCAGAUGGCAGCACCUCCAAUAUAG
This is a messenger RNA of Diospyros lotus (date-plum), 855 nucleotides long. RefSeq lists its product as uncharacterized. Gene Ontology annotation, molecular function: zinc ion binding; nucleic acid binding. The transcript is spliced from 3 exons. Bases 1 to 855 code for a protein of 284 amino acids. The record is from RefSeq and is a predicted model, not a curated record. Lineage: Eukaryota; Viridiplantae; Streptophyta; Magnoliopsida; Ericales; Ebenaceae.